Castor canadensis (American beaver) is the source of this 1092-nucleotide messenger RNA. Lineage: Eukaryota; Metazoa; Chordata; Mammalia; Rodentia; Castoridae. The record is from RefSeq and is a predicted model, not a curated record.
AUGCACCACGCCCUCAGUAUUGCUGGCCUUAGGGGGCGCCGGCGAGUCCUGGAGCAGCAGGAAGCAGAGGGGGCGCCAGGUGCAGGAGAGGCGGCCAUGGGGGCGCGCGGCGGGACCCUUCUGCUGCUGCUGCUGCUGCUGCUGCUGCUGCUGGUGGCGGUGCUGGUGUCGUGCGUGAGACCCGAGAACCCGCGACCCCAGGAAGAGAACCUGGCAUCGGGUCCCAGGAACACCACGGUGCUGUCAAGACAAUGUGGCUACCGAGGUCUUAUUCAGCCGCUGAUAGUGGGUGGAGCGGAGUCGGUGCCCGGGCGCUGGCCUUGGCAGGCCAGCCUGCUCUUGAUGAAGGUCCAUCACUGUGGAGGGAGCCUGCUCAACCGCCAGUGGGUGCUCACAGCCGCACACUGCUUCCGAAAGUCCCGUGAUCCACGUAAGUGGACUGUCCAGCUUGGGGAGCUGACUUCCAAGCCAACUCGCUGGAACCUGCAGGCCUACCACAACCGGUACAGGGUGGAGGACAUCAUCUCGAACCCCCUAGCCAGAGGGGUGCUGAGUGACAUCGCCCUGCUGAAGCUGGCCUCCUCUGUCACCUACAGCAGGAACAUCCAGCCUGUCUGUGUCCUGUCUUCCACCUUCAUGUUCCAGCACCGGCCGGACUGCUGGGUGACCGGCUGGGGGGCGCUCAGUGAGAAUAAGAAACCUUUGCCACCACCUUACCUCCUCCGGGAAGUGCAGGUCGCCAUCCUAAACACCACCAGGUGCAGGGACCUGUUCAGGAUACCCUCUCCACUCAGUGUAAUCAAUAACGACACGAUUUGCGCUGGUUCUGAGGAUGGCAGCGUAGACACCUGCAGUGGUGACUCAGGUGGACCCUUGGUCUGUGACCUGAAUGGACUAUGGUAUCAGAUUGGAGUCACAAGCUGGGGAGAGGGCUGUGGUCGACCCAACCGGCCUGGCAUCUACACCAACGUCAGUCAGCACUUCAACUGGAUCCAAAUGACGAUCCCCAGUGGCACUCCAAGGCCUGACCCCUCCCCACGGCUGCUAUUGCUUGCUCUGCCCUUGGCUCUCUGGCUCCUGAGGCCAGUCUGA